Messenger RNA from Pezoporus occidentalis (night parrot), 3394 nucleotides. Its product is annotated as heme-binding protein 1-like. Gene Ontology annotation, molecular function: heme binding. The transcript is spliced from 4 exons. NCBI's taxonomy places the organism in Eukaryota, Metazoa, Chordata, Aves, Psittaciformes, Psittacidae. Bases 1909 to 2526 code for a protein of 205 amino acids. The record is from RefSeq and is a predicted model, not a curated record.
UGAGGUGGACACAUGCAAGACAGUGAAUUUGCAGUUUGGAGUCUGCGCCCUGCCUUGUUCAAAACACCUCGUUGCAUAGCUCUGAGCCCUGCUGGGUGUCUCUUUGUGCUAGUUACCUGGCUACCUGUUUAGCUAGAGGGUGCUCCUGUGAGGAGCUGUCAGACCUGAGCAUGUGCUGGUGUUUGCCUCAGCUGCCAAGCCGAGCACGGUAGCUUCUGCUUGAAGACCUCCUGUUCUUGCUGGCUACGUUGCACAGCUCCUGUUAUCCCUCACACAAAAGGGUGUUUCUGAGCCUUGCGCAAUAGCUGUGAAGAAGCACUUGUCAGACUGGUUCACGUGUCUCUGCAGGCUUGGUUGGGCUAGCUACCAAGAAGACAUUUGUCAACUGUCCCGUACACGAGGAGAGCUUAACCAGUUUCUUCUGGGCUGAGGUCCAGCACUCCUGCCUAUAAAACACGCCUGAGCAUGUGGGUUGUACAGCUCUGAGCUGGGGCUCCACCACACUCCCUCUUCCUCUGGCGUCUGGGUCUCAGGGACUUGGUCUGAGCUCUUCUCUACCUUUACCCCACAACUGUGGGGCCUGAAGAUCUUCCAUUGAUGGUGACAUCCUCUCUGUGCGUGAGGAAGGUUCUUGGAGUUUGACUGUGGGGCUGGGUGAGGAGAUGGAAGCCACUUCCAGGCAUUAGUGCUGAGGAGACUCUGGAGUUGGGGAGCUUAAGGACGUGUUCCCCAGGCUCAGGCAGGUCAGUUUUACUUGGUUGCUCCUCCCUCAGCCUUCAGUGCCACAAGCCCUCGGCCUUCUGGAGGCACCUGCAGAGCCUUGCUCUGUCAGUACUCGCCCAAAUUCCCCAGCUCACAUUGCAGGGACCCAUUGCCACUGGUCUGUGUGAAGCAUCUUUCUCUUGGUUAAGUCUCAUCUUGUGGAGUGGUGGUGGUCAAUGUAAGGAUCAGUCCGUGGAAGGACUGGACUGCCUUGCUGGGCUGAUGGGUUUAUUCGCAGAUGGUGUGGCAGGUGAGAGUCACAAAGAGUCUAGAAGUGACUGCUGGUUUCCUUGCUUUGGAAAUGCUCUUGCUCUGCUUUGGUUGGUGAGACAAUAACAGGCAUGGCCCCAUCUAUGGGGUGAAGACUGGCUUGCCUGCAGUAGUCUGGCACUAUUCUUGGCACCCCUGAUGCACAUGAGCAGCCCAGGUGCCUUCCUUAUGCCUCUGGUUUGGCUUUCUGAGCAGAGACCUGCUUCGGGUGGAAGCAGAGGGAGGCUGCGGACGGUCACAGCUUCCUGGCUUGGUCCCUCCCUGCACAGCUGUGGAGCACAGAGGUUUGGACAGGAGCCCUGUGGAAGAAGGUUGCCUCGUGACCACUUUAAUCUGGCUGAAGAACAAGCUGAGAGCAGGAAGAUGGGUGCUGACUACACCUUCCCAGCCCCUCUUUAUACAGUUCUGUGGUUAUAACCAUGGCAUGAGCUGAACUAUAGCAGAUCCAGAUGCAAUUUUCCCCACUCCCCCUGCCCUGCUUCUGUGUUGGAUUCAUCCCGAAGACUGGGUGUCUCUGCUGGUUGGAGAGAUUCUCUGCUGAGAAUGCACAAAGCUGUCCCCUCUGCACCAGCUGGAUUCAUGCCUCUUUCUCCUGUCGCUUCUUGGUGUGGGAGGAGGAUCUGAGACGAGUUUUGUUCCAACCUUCACAGUUCUUCUGGGUGCUAGAGCUCUUCUGCCAGGCUUUCCAUGCUACUGGGCAGGAAGCUUUAUGCUUCUUGUCCUCUGCCCACACCAUGCUCCAGGAAAACAGCGCUGUACCUGAGGAUAAUGUCAACCCCACUGGAGGCCUUUGAGUGCCUGGGCUCAGGAAAAUCCUUGUGAGUAGGCAGGACAGUGACUGGAGAGGAGCGGAAAGUCCUGUGCCCCUUGCUGAAGAUGUGCUUCGUUCCUUGUGCAUGCCAGGAGCCUCCAAGCCUCCCUGCAUCCUGCCCCCUGUCUGUGCUUUUCCUUUCACUGACUUCUGCCCCGUGCUGUGAAGUGUCCUUGUCUGAGUGCGAGGAAGCAGCCUACGAGGAGCGGCGGUACCCAGCUGGGAAGUGGGCCUGUGUCACCAAGGGGGAGCCCUUGUAUGAGCAGAGCAUCUCCAUGAGCUUCAUGAAGCUCAUGCGCUACAUCUGCAAGGAGAACUCUGUAGGCUGCUAUCUGGGCAUGACAGUCCCAGUGCUCAACGAAAUCCACCUGACCAAGGAAGGGACCGAGUUGGAGCGUGAGGUUGUAACUGCCUAUUAUAUCCCGGGAGAGUUCCAGCAAAACCCCCCUGUUCCCAUGGACCCUGAAAUCCACAUCACCGAGAGGGCACCACUCCGGGUUAUAACCAGGGUUUUCUAUGGGAUGACCACUGAGGAGACGAUUCUGCGAGAGAUCAGCCUUUUCUGGGAGCUCCUGGGCUCCACAGACGCUGUGCUCCAGGAAACCUACAUCGUGGCUGCUUAUGAAAACCCCAGCAUCCCCCAGCGCCGCAACGAGAUCUGGUUCAUCUGCCGAGCAGAGUGAGUCCCAUCUGUGACUGCAAACCGUCCUGCAACUAGGACCUGGUGUAGAUGGCAGUUCUGAUCCAAAGGAGGCGAAUGCACAUCCUGACCCACCAUUCACCCACGAAAGGACAGACUGUGGGCUGGGUUUGUACUCUGCCCUGCAAGGGCCCAGCCAGGGGAAAUCUUGCCUGGUCUGCACUUCUGCCCCACAGGGGCCAGCUGAGGCUGGAGCUGGCACCAGGGAGAGCUUCUGCAGCAGGCUCCUGGUGGGAAGUGUGUGGUGAGGGCUCACGUGAGGCAGUAACCGUGUGGGCUUGUGCAAUGCGCUAGCCUGACCUGGGCUUCUCUCAGCUCUGAGCUGUGCUUGCAGAGCUGUGCCAGGCACGCCAGUGGGGCUUGUGCUUGACAAAGUCACAAGCUGGUGGUGUCUAGAAGGCAAAUGAAUGUAUGAGGUGUGGGCUCUGUCUGGGCUCUGGCCUGCUUCCUGUGAGAAUGGCUGCCUGUCCUGGACAGAGCCACUGAAAUGCUGCUCAGGGACUGUGGGGUUUAAAGGGGGAAAAGACUUGCCACAAGCGAGAUGUGGAUCCUGAAUGUUUCCUGCUGGGAUGGCUCUCUGUGUGCUGUUGGGUGCCUCCCUGGCUGUCACUCACCAUCCCGCAGCCAGGACUGGGGUGCUGGCAGCCUUUGUCCAUCAGAUGUGGGUGCUGUUCUGCGGGCCUGCUGCGAGCUGAGAGGGACGGGUUCUGGCAGCAGCAGCAGCAGCGGCACCACCGUGUGUUAUGUGUCGUGUUGUGCAUUGAUCAGCAAGUUUCACAUCCACGAACACUGUCGUGCUCUCCUGGGGGAAGCUGGCAGUGCCAACAGUAAAUAAACCCAGCUCAAACCAC